Messenger RNA from Cyprinodon tularosa, 1304 nucleotides. Its product is annotated as H-2 class II histocompatibility antigen, E-S beta chain-like. Gene Ontology annotation, biological process: immune response; immunoglobulin production involved in immunoglobulin-mediated immune response; positive regulation of T cell activation. Gene Ontology annotation, molecular function: MHC class II protein complex binding. The transcript is spliced from 6 exons. The record is from RefSeq and is a predicted model, not a curated record. Gene Ontology annotation, cellular component: membrane; MHC class II protein complex. Lineage: Eukaryota; Metazoa; Chordata; Actinopteri; Cyprinodontiformes; Cyprinodontidae. The coding region runs from base 34 to 795 and encodes 253 amino acids.
GUCUUAGUCAGAUGUAUUUUCUCAGCUGACAGCAUGCAUUUGAAAAACGUCUUCAUUUUCCUGCAACUUUGGUUUUCAGCAGAAGGUGCUUAUUACGGCUAUUAUUUAGGCCACUGCCAGUUUAACUUUCAUGAUAGUCAAGGGGUUGUGUUCUUGGAGCAGUUGUUUUUCAACAAGUGUCUACUGGUCCAAUAUAACAGCACUUUGGGAAAAGUUGUGGGAUACACAAAGGAGGGAAUCAUUUUUGCAGACAUUCUCAACAAGAACCCAAGAUUCCAAAAACAUCAAAUAUGGAAAACAAACCGUUGCAAUGAUAUUGCACAUCUGUUAUAUGGAAAUCUAUCCACAGUGGAGCCCUACGUAACGCUGAGCUCAGUGAAAGCGGAGUACAGUCAACACCAACUCAUGCUCAUCUGCAGCAUUUACGACUUCUAUCCAAAGAAAAUCAAGGUAACAUGGCUUAGAGACGGAAAGGAGAUCACAUCUGAUGUGACGUCCACUGAUGAGCUACCGAAUGGGAACUGGCUUUACCAAUAUCACUCCAACCUGGAAUUUACACCCAAACCUGGAGAGAAGAUCAGCUGCAUGGUGGAGCAUGCAAGCCUCAGAGAGCCAAAGAUUUAUAAUUGGGAGCCAGAACAUCAUUCUGACAAGAAGGAGCUGGUUAUAGGUACAGCAGGGCUGCUGAUUGGCUUGUUGUUUUCAGUCGCUGGGUUCCUCUAUUACAGGAGGACAGUCAUUGUGCGGGAAAGAGUGUCAACAACUGAGGAUAUUUAUCCAGAAAACAACCUCUAGUUUUGCUGGGGGUGUAUCAGGGAGAAGAGACGAUGAGCUUCCCUCACCAUGCAUCAAUGAACUGUUGGAUAAUGAGCCUAACCCCAAGUUAUCUCCCAGUCUGUUUAUUAGUACGGUAUGUUAAUGUCUGAGUGAAAAGAAGUGAAUGAGUCUUGCAGCAUGACACUGCUGUUUUUUUUUUUUGUUUGUUUGUUUUUUCUAUGAAUCAAUAACACAGCUGGAAAAGUUACCCAAGCAGGAUUCUACACAGUUUUUAUAUUAAAAUCUAUACUCUAAAUUUCUACAUUUUUCUUGGAAGUUUCUGCAGUAUUCUGGAAAAUACAGUGCAGUUUAAACUAUUGGUCUUUAUUCCCAUUAACAGUAGCUGGGUCUCAUCCUCUGAUGUUUUUGCAUCUAAACUAAAGUAAAUCUGCUCUAUUCCAAAAUAUGAAGCUUUUUUACUUGUUAGGAGGUAAGAAGACUAGUAAGGAACACUGGAUACAGACUUACAGCACAAUUGGUUAACACUG